AUGGCUACUAUUCAGGACGAUGACGAACGCCUACUUGCUCAGAUUGGAUAUACCCAAGAUCUCACUCGACAUUUCACAAAAUGGUCGACACUUUCGUAUGCCAUCUCAGUCUUAGGUGUUCUUGGGUCAGUCCCCGCCACAUUUGGUAGCCCUCUGUCUUUAGGCGGACCUGCUGCUUCAGUGUGGGCAUGGUUUGUUGGGUCUGUUAUGGCAUCUUGUAUCUCAGCAUCUGUGGCUGAACUUGUCUCGGCCUAUCCAACGGCAGGUGGCAUGUACUUCGUCACCAAGAAUGUCGUUCCACCAGAACAUGCGGCAAUCUGGUCAUGGAUCAUCGGGUGGUGUAAUCUGCUUGGCCAAACUGCAGGUGUAGCUAGCGUUGCAUAUACUGUGUCUCAGAUGAUCUUAGCCACGGCGAGUAUGAACUCUGCUUUUGACGGAACAUCAUAUUCUUACUCCCCCACUGCAUUGCAGAUCGUUCUACUAUCAAUAGCCCUGCUAAUAGUCUUCGGAAUCAUCUGCUCUCUCACCACCAAGGCACUGCACGAAAUUGUAAUAUGGUUUGCACCCAUUAACGUCCUCGCCUCAAUCGCCAUCUGCGUAUCCCUGUUGAUCCUAACGCCCAACAAACAAUCUUUCUCCUGGGUUUUUACCACUUUCACCGAUGGCUCAGGGUGGGGAACUGUUUUCUCGUUUUUCCUUUCUUUCCUCUCAGUGGCUUGGACAAUGACCGAUUACGAUGGGACAACACAUAUGUCCGAAGAGACCCAUAACGCUGCGAUUCGUGGUCCUAUGGCUAUUCGACAUGCUGUUACCAUCUCCGGCAUCAUAGGCUGGCUUCUGACGGUGACCUUUUGCUUCUGUACCACGGACCUCGACGCCAUAAUCAGCUCACCCACUGGCCUGCCCGCUGCACAGAUCUUCCUCAACGCAGGAGGGCAGGUUGGUGGCACCCUUAUGUGGUUCUUCGUCAUCCUCGUCCAAUUCUUCACUGGCUGCUCUGCCAUGCUUGCAGAUACACGCAUGGCCUAUGCUUUUUCCCGCGACAGCGCACUCCCCUUCUCAAAAUUCUUCUCGAAAGUCAACGCGACGACAAGAACCCCUGUCAACGCUGUCUGGCUCAUAGUAGCUUUCUCCUGCGCCUUGAAUUUGAUUGGUAUAGGAAGUACGUUGACUAUUGUGGCUAUUUUCAACAUCACGGCUCCGGCGCUCGAUCUCAGCUAUGCUACUGUGAUACUGGCUCGGAACAUCUACGCUUCGCGCAUAGAGUUCCGUCCUGGUCCUUACACUUUGGGGAGAUGGCAAACGCCGUUGAAUGCAGUGACCUGCACCUGGGUAUUCUUUAUCAGUGUAAUCUUGCUUUUCCCAACGAUCCGGCCUGUGACCGCUACCAAUAUGAAUUAUGCUGUGGUGGUGGCUGGCGUCAUUGCGCUUUUUAGUCUAGGAUGGUGGUGGGCUGGUGCAAGGAAGACUUAUACUGGACCGAGGACACAGGAUUUGUUGGUUGUGGUGCCAACAGAGGAGGGCAGCGGGGAUGAUUGUAUUGAGGGCGACAGCGACGACUUGAUUGUUUGA
Messenger RNA from Mollisia scopiformis, 1572 nucleotides. Its product is annotated as amino acid transporter. Gene Ontology annotation, molecular function: transmembrane transporter activity. Gene Ontology annotation, cellular component: membrane. Lineage: Eukaryota; Fungi; Ascomycota; Leotiomycetes; Helotiales; Mollisiaceae. The transcript has 4 exons. Gene Ontology annotation, biological process: transmembrane transport. The record is from RefSeq and is a predicted model, not a curated record. Bases 1 to 1572 code for a protein of 523 amino acids.